This is a messenger RNA of Humulus lupulus (European hop), 1580 nucleotides long. RefSeq names its product pectate lyase-like. The coding region runs from base 1 to 1338 and encodes 445 amino acids. The transcript has 4 exons. NCBI's taxonomy places the organism in Eukaryota, Viridiplantae, Streptophyta, Magnoliopsida, Rosales, Cannabaceae. The record is from RefSeq and is a predicted model, not a curated record. Gene Ontology annotation, molecular function: pectate lyase activity.
AUGAGAUUAGAGAGAGCAGUAGAAACGUUUAGGUUUGAAUUGUUGAUUAUUGUAUUUGUUGCAAUCUUUCCAAAUUGCUUAAGGGCUAACAUAGCAGAUUUCGAUGAGGUAUGGCAACAACGAGCUAAUCAAUCCAGAAAGAAUGCCCAAAAGGCCUACCAACCCGAUCCUGAGAAAGUCACUCAAGAUUUUAAUUAUCACCUUCACAAGGACAUAGAGGGUGACGUGGACAGUAACAGAACAAGCAGAAGAAGAAACCUGGGAAGCCAAAAAAGUGAAUGUAUGGCCACAAACCCAAUCGACCGUUGUUGGAGAUGUGACAAGAACUGGUUCAAGCACCGGAAGAGGCUCGCCAAAUGUGCCCUAGGUUUCGGCCGUAGAACCACCGGCGGCAAGCACGGCAACAUCUACGUCGUCACCGACCCCUCUGACAAUGACCUCGUCAACCCUAAGCCUGGAACGCUCCGCUAUGCCGUCAUCCAGCCGGAGCCACUCUGGAUCAUCUUUGCCAACGACAUGAUCAUUCGCCUCGCCGAGGAGCUCAUCGUCAGUAGCCAUAAGACCAUCGAUGGCCGUGGAGCUAAGGUUCAUAUAUGUAAUGGCGGUCAAAUCACGCUUCAAUUCGUGGAAAAUGUGAUCAUUCAUGGCUUGCACAUUCAUGAUAUCAAGGCUGGGAAUGGAGGGCUGAUUAGGGACUCGAUGGAGCAUUACGGAUUCAGGACGCGUAGCGAUGGGGAUGGGAUCUCGAUCUAUGGAUCUACGCGGGUUUGGAUCGAUCAUAUUUCGAUGUCCAAUUGUCAAGACGGGCUCAUCGAUGUGAUCAUGGCGUCCACGGCCGUCACCAUCUCAAAUUGUCACCUUACUCAUCAUAAUGAGGUGAUGUUGUUUGGUGCAAGUGAUGGGUAUUCGGAGGAUCAAGUCAUGCAAGUAACUGUGGCAUUCAACCAUUUCGGUCAGGGAUUGGUCCAGAGGAUGCCCAGGUGCAGAUGGGGUUUUAUCCAUGUUGUUAACAACGAUUACACUCAUUGGCUUAUGUAUGCCAUUGGCGGUAGCCAACAUCCUACCAUCAUAAGCCAGGGCAACCGUUUCAUUGCUCCUCCAGACAUAAAUUGCAAAGAGGUGACAAAGAGGGAUUAUGCACCUGAGAGUGUGUGGAAGACAUGGAAUUGGAGGUCGGAGGGUGAUCUCUUGAUGAAUGGAGCAUUCUUUGUUGAAUCCGGUAAUACAGUUAAGAAAGUGCCUAAGAAAGACGUGAUCACUGCAAAGCCUGGGACAUUUGUGACGAGGCUCACUCGCUUUUCAGGUGCUCUUAACUGUGUUAAAAAUAUGCCAUGUUAGGAUGUAUACAUAUAACAAUACUGUACAUAGAUCUGUGAAGCUCAGACCGAACCCUGUGGUUAGAAACGGAGGCUCUUGCAGUGACGACCAGAACGUAAACAAAACAAUAGUAGGCUUUCACAAAAUUGUAUAUUAAGUUCUAUAUUGUAUUAGUUGAUGUUACACUAAAAUUUUCGUUGAAAUCCUUGACGACACAUAUGACCUUAUACCUUCUAAUGACAUUUUUGGAGUUUACUAGAGUA